Chiloscyllium plagiosum (whitespotted bambooshark) is the source of this 3984-nucleotide messenger RNA. The record is from RefSeq and is a predicted model, not a curated record. NCBI's taxonomy places the organism in Eukaryota, Metazoa, Chordata, Chondrichthyes, Orectolobiformes, Hemiscylliidae.
AUGCUGGAGAGUAAUAAAAAUGAUCUCACUCAGCAAGGUGACCAUUGGCAAUUGCUGCAAGACCGAUUAGGUUCAUUUGUGGCCUACAGGGAAGGCCUCCACUCCGGGCAGCCUUCACUACUCCGGCCCCCACCCUGGGCCGGCUUCCCUACUCUGGGCCCCACCCUGGGCUGGCUUCUCUACUCCGGACCCCACUCCAGGCCAGCUUCCCUACUCCGGCCCCCACUCAGGGCUGGCUUCACUACUCCAGCCCCCACUCCGUGCCGGCUUCCCUACUCCGGCCUCCACCCUGGGCCUGCUUCCCUACUCCGGCCCCCACCCUGGGCCGGCUUCCCUACUCCGGCCCCCACUUCGGGCUGGCUUCCCAAACUCUGGGCCCCAAAUUGGGCAGGCCUCCCUACUCCGGCACCCACUCUCGGCCGGCUUCCCUACUCCGGCCCCCACUCCGGGCUGGCCUCACUACUCCAGCCCCCACCCUGGGCCAGCGUCCCUACUCCGGACCCCGCCCUGGGCUGGCUUCCCUACUCCGGACCCCGCCCUGGGCUGGCUUCCCUACUCCGGACCCCACCCUGGGCUGGCUUCCCUACUUCGGGCCCCACCCUGGGCCGGAUUCCCUACUCUGGUCCUAACUCCGGGCCGGCUUCCCUACUCCGGCUCCCAUUCCGUGCCAGCUUCCCUACUCCGGCUCCCACUCCGUGCCGGCUUCCCUACUCCGGCCCCCACUCCAUGCUGGCUUCCAUACUCCGGCCCCCACUCCGGGCCGGCUCCCCUACUCCGGCCCCCACCCUGGGCCGGCUUCCCUACUCUGGGCCCCAAAUUGGGCAGGCCUCCCUACUCCGGCCCCCACUCCGGGCCAACUUCUCUACUCUGGCCCCCACCCUCGGCCAGCUUCCCUACACCGGCCCCCACCCUGGGCCAGCUUCCCUAUUCCUGCGCCCACCCUGGGCUGGCUUCCCUACUCUGGGCCCCAUCCUGGGCCGGCUUCCCUACUCUGGCCCCCACUUUGGGCUGGCUUCCCUACUCCGGCCCCCACUUCGGGCCGGCUUGCCUACUCCGGCCCCCACCCUAGGCUGGCUUCACUACUCUGGGCCCCAAAUUGGGCAGGCUUCCCUAGUCCGGCCCCCACUCUCGGCCGGCUUCCCUACUCCAGGCCCCACCCUGGGCCGGCUUACUACUCCAGCCCCCACCCUGGGCCGGCUUCCCUACUCCGGCCCCCACUUCGGGCCGGCAUCUCUACUCCGGCCCCCACUCAGGGCUGGCUUCACUACUCCAGCCCCCACUCAGGGCUGGCUUCACUACUCCGGCCCCCACUCUGGGCCAACUUCCCUACUCCGGCCUCCACCCUGGGCCGGCUUCCCUACUCCGGCCCCCACCCUUGGCCUGCUUCCCUACUCCGGCCCCCACCCUGGGUUGGCUUCCCUACUCCGGCUCCCACCCUGGGCCAGCUUCCCUACUCCGGCUCCCACCCUGGGCCGGCUUCCCUACUCCGGCCCCCACUCCGGGCUGGCUUCCCUACUCUGGGCCCCAAAGUGGGCAGGCCUCACUACUCCGGCACCCAGUCUCGGCCGGCUUCCCUACUCCGGCCCCCACUCCGGGCUGGCCUCACUACUCCAGCCCCCACCCUGGGCCGGCGUCCCUACACCGGACCCCGCCCUGGGCCGGCUUCCCUACUCCGGACCCCGCCCUGGGCUGGCUUCCCCGCUCCGGGCCCCACCCAGGGCCGGCUUCCCUACUCCGGCCCCCACUCAGGGCUGGCUUCACUACUCCGGCCCCCACUCCAUGCCGGCUUCCCUACUCCAGAACCCACCCCGGGCUGGCUUCCCUACUCCGGCCCCCACCCUGGCCUGCUUCCCUACUCCAGAACCCACCCCGGGUCGGCUUCCCUACUCCGGCCUCCACUCCGGGCUGGCUUCCCUACUCCGGCCCCCACUCCAUGCUGGCUUCCCUACUCCGGCCCCCACUCCGGGCCGGCUUCCCUACUGCGGCCCCCACCCUGGGCCUGCUUCCCUACUCCGGCCCAACCCUGAGCCGGCUUCCCUACUCCGGCCCCCACCCUGGGCAGGCGUCCCUACUCUGGCCCCCACCCUGGGCCGGCUUCCCUACUCCGGCCCACUCUUCGGGCUGGCUUCCCUACUCCGGCCCCCACUUCAGGCCAUCUUCCCUACUCCGGCCCCCACCCUGGGCCGGCUUCUCUACUCCGGCCCCCAUCUUGGGCCGGCUUCCCUACUCCGGCCUCCACUCUGGGCCGGCGUCCCUGCUCCAGACCCCGCCCUGGGCCGGCUUCCCUACUCCGGACCCCGCCCUGGGCCGGCUUCACUACUCCGGGCCCCACCCUGGGCCGGCUUCCCUACUCUGGCCUCCACUCUGGGCCGGCGUCCCUGCUCCAGACCCCACCCUGGCCUGCUUCCCUACUCCAGAACCCACCCCGGGUCGGCUUCCCUACUCCGGCCCCCACUCCGGGCUGGCCUCCCUACUCUGGUCCCCAUCCUGGGCCGGCUUCCCUUCUCCGGCCCCCACUCUGUGGCGGCUUCCCUACUCUGGCCCCCACUUCGUGCUGGCUUCCCUACUCUGGCCCCCACUCCGGGCCAGCUUCCCUACCCCGGCCCCCAUUCCGGGCUGGCUUCACUACUCCAGCCCCCACACUGGGCCGGCUUCCCUACUCGGGCCCCCACCCUGGGCGGGCUCCCUACUCCGGCCCCCACCCUGGGCCGGCUUCCCUACUCCGGGGCCCAUCCUGGGCCGGCUUCCCUACUCCGGCCCCUACUUCAGGCCGGCUUCCCUACUCCGGCCCCCACCCUGGGCCGGCUUCUCUACUCCGGCCCCCAUUUUGGGCCGGCAUCCCUACUCCGGCCCCCACUUUGGGCUGGCUUCCCUACUCCGGCCCCCACCCUAGGCUGGCUUCACUACUCUGGGCCCCAAACCCCCACCCUGGGCCGGCGAGCCUUCUCCGGACCCCACCCUGGGCCGGCUUCCCUACACCGGACCCCGCCCUGGGCUGGCUUCCCUAUCCGGACCCCACCCUGGGUCGGCUUCCCUACUCUGGGUCCCAUCCUGGGCCGGCUUCCCUACUCCGGCCCCCACUUCGGGCCGGCUUCCCUACUCCGGCCCCCACCCUGGGCCGGCUUCUCUACUCCGGACCCAUCCUGGGCCGGCUCCCCUACUCCGGCCCCCACUCCGGGCUGGCCUCACUACUCCAGCCCCCACCCUGGGCCGGCGUCCCUACUCCGGGCCCCAACCCGGGCCAGCUUCCCUACUCCAGCCCCCACCCUGGGCCGGCUUCCCUACUCUGGCUCUAACUCCGGGCCGGCUUCCCUACUCCAACCCCCACUCCGUGCCGGCUUCCUAACUCCAGCCCCCACUCCAGGCCGGCUUCCCUACUCCGGCCCCCACUCCGUGCCGGCUUCCCAACUCCAGCCCCCAAUCCUGGCCGGCAUCCCUACUCCAGCCCCCAACCUGGGCUGGCUUCCCUACUCUGGGCCCCAUCCUGGGCCGGCUUCCCUACUCCGGUCCCCACUUUGGGCUGGCUUCCCUACUCCGGCCCCCACCCUAGGCUGGCUUCACUACUCCGGGCCCCAAAUUGGGCAGGCUUCCCUACUCCGGCCCCCACUCUGUGCCGGCUUCCCUACUCCGGCCCCCACUCCGUGCCGGCUUCCCAACUUCAGCCCCCAAUCCUGGCCGGCUUCCCUACUCCAGCCCCCACCCUGGGCCGGCUUCCCUACUCCGGGCCCCACCCUGGGCCAGCUUCCCUACUCCUGGACCCACCCUGGGCCGGCUUCCCUACUCCAGCCCCCGCCCUGGGCCGGCUUCCCUACUCCGGGCCCCACCCUGGGCCGGCUUCUCUACUCUGGCUCUAACUCCGGGCCGGCUUCCCUACUCCGGCCCCCACUCCGUGCCGGCUUCCCAACUCCAGCCCCCAAUCGGGGCCGGCUUCCCUACUCCAGCCCCCACUCCGGGCCGGCUUCCCUACUCCGGCCCCCACCCUGA